This is a messenger RNA of Solenopsis invicta (red fire ant), 8518 nucleotides long. RefSeq lists its product as uncharacterized. Lineage: Eukaryota; Metazoa; Arthropoda; Insecta; Hymenoptera; Formicidae. The record is from RefSeq and is a predicted model, not a curated record.
UCGUACACCAGACACUCAGUCUCGCCUCGGCAAUCGAGGAGAUCGUACGUAUAGAGUUUCUCCCGUGAGAUCGCGUAUUCUCCCCUACGGCAGCGAGCGACCGUCGCGGGAACUUGACGCGCUCGAUCGACACCGGAAUCGAUCUCGAUCGCCGACGACGCUCGUCGGCGGAAGGAGUCCGGAAAGCAGCUCGAGCGGAGGACGCGAGCGUGCGCCCGCGCGCGUCCGUCUGACUAAAUCGCGCCGGUCGUUCACCCGGUGUGCGCUACUACGAAUAUUCUUACGCAACGACCCGAUCGGAGAGAGAAGGAAAGAGAGAGAGAGAGAGAGAGAGAGAGAGGAGCGAGUGCAGCGAGUGUACGCGCGCGCUCCGGAGGAAAGUUUCUCUCCAUCCAGCGUUCGAAGGGGAGAGCGUUUUUCGCGACCGGGAAAGUCGGAGAGAGGAGGAGCGCGCGGAGCGAGAGGGCCGCGGACGCGCGACACGUGCGAGCGACCCGCGAAGGGAUCGAAGGCCGCGGUGCGCGUCUCGCGCGGGGAUGCGCGCCGCCGUAGUACUCCCGAAGUAGGAGACCGCGAGAGCGCGAGAGGCGACUGGCUGCUGCUGGGCGGCCCACCUUUCCCGCGGGGUCCACCCGGAGCGGUGGUCCCGAAUGUGACGACGCCACCGCAUCGCCGUCGCACCGACGACCGGACUCUGUUUGCUAUGCGCUCCGGACUGCGUUUGCUAUGAAAGGAUGAGUUGUUCGGUCAAGAUCUCUUGCGGCAAGGGCUGGGGCGGCUCGCAGCAGCAGCGCAGGAUCGGCUCCCUCGCGGAGGAGGCGGUCAACUGCGCCGGCCACCAAGCCGUCCAACCGACGGGCGGCGCGACCUCGACGUUGAGCUCGACGAGCGCGACCAACACCACCGCGACCGCCACCGUCACCGUAGCCUUCAACAAUCCCGUUGUCAUCACCACCAAUACGAAUACCAUCAUUACCACCGCUGCUACCGCUGCCGCCGCUGCCACCACCAGCGUCAGCGUCAUCGGGGCCGGUAAUCAGAGGGUGGUCCCACCACGCCCCGUCAAGUCGAUCGCCGCGAAGAAAGGGGAGGACACCACAAAGUUGCUGAAGUACAUCGACGAUAACGUCAUCGGCAAGAACGGCACGUUCUUCGGGCCGUUUGGCCGCAGGAAAGUGGUUUAUUGCGAUUACACCGCCUCGGGAAGGUCGCUACAGUUCCUCGAAGAUUACAUCGCGAAGGAGGUGCUGCCAUGUUUGGGCGACACUCGGGCAUCCACGUCCAUCUGCAGUCUACAGUCGUCUCUUUUUAGGCAUGAGGCCAGAGACAUCGUCAGACACGCGGUCGGGGCUAGCGAGCAGGAUGCAGUCCUGUUCACCGGCCAAGGCACCGCCGCUGCCCUCCGCACACUUUUACGGCAUCUCGAUCUCUCCAAGUCCACCGUGGUCUUCGUGGGCCCGUUCGAGCAUCACGCCAACUUGAGGCCUUGGCGCGAGCUCGAUGUCAAGAUAGUACGAGUUUCCGAGACCCGGGAGGGCUUCUUGGACCUGAACGAUCUCGAACGGGGCCUCGCGAGAAUGCGGAGCGAGGGCGUUGCGCAAAUGAUCGGAUGCUUCAGCGCUGCCAGUUGCAUAACGGGGGUUUUGGCAGAUGACGUCGCGACGACCCUCCUGCUGCACCAAUAUGGCGCGCUUAGCGUGUGGGAUUACACCACUGCAGCGCCGUACGUUCAGAUUGACAUGAACCCACGCCUACCCGGGGUUGGGGAGACCGCGGUGUACAAGGACGCAAUCAUUUUUGCGGGCCACAAAUUUAUCGGCGGCGUGCAGUCGCCCGGUAUCCUGGUGACGAAACGAGGGCUCCUGCGGGAGGACGUCGAGCCGGAGGACAUGAGGGACUCUCAUCUCUACCACCGCGAUCCCGAGCUGCGGGGCGAGAGCGGGACCGCCGGUGUGGUCGAGAGCAUCCGAUGCGGGCUGGCGGUCCAGCUGAAGGAGAACGUCACGCCGAGGGCGAUCGUCGCACGACAGGAUAAAAUCUCUCGGCAAGUCUUGGCCCACGUGCGCACCAUUCCGGAAUUGAUUCUACUCGGCAGCUCCUCGCAGAACGUGAAGCGACUGCCCAUCUUCUCGUUUAUGGUGCGCCAUCCUCGCGGCACGUUCCUCCACCAUAACUUCGUCUGCGCCGUUCUGAACGACGUUUUCGGUAUCCAGGCACGAGGAGGAUGCGCGUGCACGGGUCGUUACGCUCAUCAUCUGAUGGGAAUUGAUCGGGAACUCGCCAAGGAAUACGAAAACGUUCUCUUGGAAGGACAACGGAACGGCAUCGAGGAAACCACUGCGGAGGGCCUCAGACCGGGCUUUGCUAGACUGUCCUUUCCUUUCUUCAUGAGCGAGGCGGAAGUUGCCUUUGUGCUCGAAGCUCUCAAGAUGGUAGCCACCGAAGGCUGGAAACUGUUGCCGCAAUACGUGUUGAAUCCCGAUACUGGCGAAUGGCGGCACCACACCAACAGUGUCUUCAAGGAGCGCAAGUGGCUGGGCUCAAUCAGGUACACGGACGGUAGAAUGAGCGCCACGGAGAGACGAGCUUCCGGCGCCGGCAUUUUUCCGCAGACCUACGGCGAUUGCUUGCAAACCGCCCGAAACAUCUUCAAUCGCGCUCGUAAAAUGGCGCAGCGAUAUCCGCUGCAGAUCGACAAGAGCUUUAACUUCAUGUGCGAGCGUAUGGAAGCACUGCGCUGGUUCAUGCUACCGAGCGAGGCGCAGGAUCUCCUUUUGGGUAACUCACAGAACGUCAAGCAGGACGUACCGUUCAAUCCGUUGCUGGCCUGGAACAAAUACAGCCACGCGAACACCGCCACCACCUGUCACGACAGUCUAGUGAACUGCCUGACGCUGACGAACGGCAUGAGACGGCUAAAUAGCGACAUUCCGCGUACGGGCAAUGCGCCAAUCUCAACGAUCUCGCCGAGACAUCGUAGUUUACCAGCAUUAAGUACAGUUCGGCGAACUCUAAUGGCGACCACGGCGGAACUGAAUCAGCCGUCGUCAUCGAGCAACAGCGAGGAGGAGAGCCCGAAUCAAAAUGAACACCUUCAUUUCUCCGGUGGACACCGAUCACCCGCCACGUGUCCAAAUUCGCCGAUGCCAGUCAGAUUCUUGGUGGGUGAGGCCGUGACCACUUCGGUCUUGGGAUCGAUAUCCCGUACGACUACUCGGCCGACGAAAGAGCAGAGGGAGCUAUUGGAGGCUAACAACGCCGGACGCGCGAGAUGCAACUCUCUAGGUAGCACUACCGACGGAUGCAACACGCAGGGAAAUUGCAACACGCAGGGAAAUCGCACCAGUGCAGCGACGGCAUCCUCGCCGAUUCCAGCGCUUCCUCUGAGCCCACAAACCCUGACCAGUUUGGGACUGAGCACGUCGAACGGUUCGUCGAGGCACAAACGUCUUCACUGCAGCUGCAGCAGUCAGACGGAAUUAAACUCUUUGGAAUUGGAUACCGCCGCCAGCCCGAGCCACUCGAUCUCUUCCUUGAACUACAAUCAUAUUCCGGCGUCGCCGCCGUCUUCGUAUUCGUCGACAAGCGAUUACACCGAGAGGCUGGUAGGCGGUGGCAGAGCAUCGCCUAUCUCUACAAAUAUGGGUCAGGACGAUCUGAGCGCUUACGUGAAGGAGAUGACCAAGGAAUUAGCAACGGAGAUCAAAUCGGAGAUCCGCGAGGUGAUUUCCAAAGUGGAUGACGCCUUGUCAGAGACGAACACUUCCGAGAAUACGCCGCAGCAUCACUCACGGGCUCAGAGUGUAGUCAAUCAAACGUAUGUGGAGGAGAAGCAGUCGAGGCAUGACUCGUUCACGGCCAGCGACAUCGCUGAGUAUUUAAUGGAAUUCUCCAAGGAAAUGGCAAGCGAAGUUAAAUCCGAGAUAAGAUGCAUGGUGAACGCCGUUGACGGACUUCACAGGUACUCGCCAGACGCCUCCACUUCGGACGUUUCUUCGAGUGGAUGCGGUUCGCCUGAUCGUGGAAGAAUUGUGCUCCCCUCGUCGGCGUCCCCGCGACUUUCGAACUCUAGAAAAAGCGGAUCGAUCGAGAUCACCAGUAAGGUCGGCGAGCUAUCGCAGCAAGAGAGCAAAAUGUCCAGCGAGUGCUCCUCAGAUGAAACGGUCAUUUAUGUAAUGAAGCCGUCCGAGAACGAGCAGAUGGUGCGCACUCGUUCCAAGACCGAGGAUGAGGAGGUGGAAAAUGAUGUGGACGAUUACGUAGACGAUGAUUCGCAGGAGGGACGCGGCGGCUUGGACAUCGGCGAUGCUCGGAAGAUUCUGCCGAAGAUUUAUUCGGCCAUAAACUCGGUUAGCUCCCAGGACAGUGGCAUAAAUAUGUCCUUUCAAGAGAGCGACAAGUCGAUAGAUUCACUGGACCUGAAACGGAGCAGCAGCGCCGAGUCUAACUCUACCCAUAGCCACGGACGGAAACCCAGGACGACGUCGAUGAUGAGUCUGUCGACUAAGUGCGGCAACAAACAGCAAGCGCGUCAAAACGACAAUCUCUCAGAGGACGAAGAGUGCACAGGCGAUCUGCGAGAGGAGGAGGGCGACGAUCAGGAGAACAAUUUUGACGAUAACGAGUCUAGACUCGAGUUUCCGCGAACUCAGUGGCACUGUCCGCCGAAAAACAUCUGGAAACCCUCGGUGGAAGCUAUGCAAGAAUUUGACAUGAUUCGGGACAAUGAUAAGGUCUUGGUUUGCCUGUCAGCAGUCGGCAGAGACUCGCUCUCCCUUCUGCAUACUUUACAUCAGUACAGAUUUUACGUUAAAUCGAAAGGGAUCGACUUUGAGAUCGGCGCGGCCACCAUCGACGCGAGUGGCUCUGACCCCAUGGAACUGAUGAGUUAUCUGAAGACACUGGAAAUUCCCUACUUUUACGAGGAACAAGUGACGGACUCGAUCAGCAUCGACAAUCCGUUAGACGCUAGCGUUGCCAGCGGGACUUGCAGCUUCUGCGAUAAGUCAGUUAGAACGCAAAUUUACUCUUUGGCGAAACGGCAUGGAUAUAACGUACUGGCUCUCGGUCAACAUUUGGACGAUCUCACGGAGAGCUUCCUCAUCUCAGUGCUUCACGGUGGCGUAUUGAAAACCAUGAAGGCUCAUUACUAUAUACGUCGAGAGGAUCUCAGAGUCAUCAGACCGUUCAUCUACGUGCGGGAGAAGGCCUUGAGACAGUUCAUUGAGAACAAGAAGCUACCUAUCUCGCAGGAUUCACGAACUUUGUCUGAGAAACAAAAUAGAAGGAAGGAGUUGAUGCUUCAACAGGAACGCGCGUAUCCGCGACUGCACUGGUCCGUGCGUACGGCUCUACGACCCUUGAUAACUGCCCACGGACAAAUUACCGCCUUUGACUUGGCCUGCAGUGGCAACGGCGGUAACAGUCCAAGUAGCAGCACCAACAGCAGCAUAAGCAGCACUUGCAGCAACAAUAGCGGCGGUAGUAACACUAGUAAUCAACAGAAACGACACCGAAGGACCAAGAUAAAUCCUUUGGCGAGCGCUUCCUCGUCCCAGCAAACUGACGAGAACGACGAGACCGAUGAGGAGCCCGUGCUCUGAGGAGGGCCAACCGCGAGAUGGGAUCCCGAUCGUCCCGCAGUCCCAUCCUCGCGCCUCCGUCGCCGACGUCCGACGUCGACGUUUGCACUUAGGCGAAGACGAUUGCGCUUUGCAGCCGCGGGCGUCGCCGUCAAGGCAAACGAUCAAAAAUGCGCUGAAAACGCCAACUGAGCGAGCGGCAUUUAAAUGUUGAAGAUUUCGCGAGGGACAUUCUUUAAGAAUUGCUCGUGUCUAUGAACAUUAUUCGCGAGUGUAUCCAUCGCUCGUCGCAAGAUCUUAGGCAUUCGUCUUGAAAAGUACCUAAGUGGUAUCGUCACAGUGAAUGAUUGUCGGCUAUUUGAUGAAAAUGGGACUAUUACCGAGUCGUCAUGACGAUCUCGAAUACGAGAAAAGUUACUUUCUGUAGUUCGAUGGACGUUUUUUCGAAGGAGAGUAGUUGCGAUUGGCAGAAUGCUACUUAUUUAAACGGCGGUAAUGCAAGGACGACACAAGUGUAAGUUCUUUGAACUUACAACGGAAUGUUUAAUUGUGGAUUAAUUAAGCUUAUCGACAGCUGACUGCAUGACUAGCUGUUUUACGCGAAGAUAUGGCACGAUGAUAAUUGAUCGAUGAACUGACAAAGGACAGAAUGGUUGACAGUGCAUCGUGCCGUUUCAUUGUAAUGUCGAUCAUGGGAUAUAUAUCGUCGGCUACGGAAUGAUAAACGGAUACCGUCGCCGAUACGCGUAUACGAUUAAGGGACGCGAUACGCUUGAGAGACGCGAUAAGCGAUAGCUGCUUAAACACUAACACAUGAUAUUAUGUGUUAUGUAUCUUAGAGAAGAAGUCAUGCAGCGAGGGAAACGGAAGACAGUUUCACGAGCAAGCCGGAAACCUCGCGAGAAAGAGAGUAUCGCGAAUAUACCUUUUUUUAUACAUAUACAAUUAAACUUUUCAUUUGAUAUACUGCCUUUGGCAUCUAACGGUUACGGUCCUUAAGUCGCGCGAUCGAGAAGUUUUGUAAGCGAUCCAGGUCCUUCGAGAUCCUUUUCUACGCGUUUUUGACUUCCCCGACAAUACGACUUGACGACAGGCCCAUUUCUUUGCGGUCAAAUAAAUGCGUCUUUUAGAUAGUCUGUCGGGAACGUCAUCCCAGGCGGAUUGAAAUGACUGCGCGAUUAUCAUUACGUUAUUCGUUGCAUGAGUUAAUCCGUUUUUCGGAUUAAUAGCUUGGUCGAACGUUUUAUUUCGAAAGGACCACAUCGAGAGGUAAAGGCUGCGACGAAUUCUCAAUUGUCUGCAUGAACUUCUGUUUCGAAAGAGAAAAAGGGGCACUCUCGCGUACGCACAUUAUGCGUAAAGAAUUGACGCUUCUCGCGGAUAGAGCGUAUUGAGACGGAUUGUGUGUGAGACUGUCUAAAUAUUCCCAAGCAACCCAAAUACAAGUCUCCAUUGAGACAUUUAUGAAGUGGCUAAGGCACGUCUGAAAAAUAGUAAUGUCUUGUUUCCCCACUUUGAUGGGAUGAGUGCGAGAGAGGCUUGUAAUAAAAUUAAUUUAAGGAUUUGUUGGAAGGAACAAGUUUUUCGUUUCUAUCCAACAAAUGUAUUUGGAUAGCGAUCUCCGAUAUUUCAUGCCGCAAAACGAAGGCUGUUUUCUCUUAACUGGUAUUACCGAAAACUCAGUGACACAAUAACACAAUAAAGUUGCGCUUCUUUUCACCGUAACUUUAUUUAUGCAGCUCGAUCUGCAUUACGAUCGAUAAGUUUAAUUACAAAUGCAAAAAUUAACGAUGUCGGAUAAUGAACGGGUUGCAAAUAAGAAUCCAAUCACAUUGCGGUUUAUUUAAAUACGUAAUAACUUGAUGAGUCGUUAUGUAACGUUCGACGGGAUCAAUAACAAAAAUAAAAUUAAAAAUUAAAAUUGAUUCCGUAGAAUAAAAACUUUCGAUAUAAAGGAUCAAAUUAUAUUUUGUCAAAUCAAAGAUAUACAAAAAUUUUUAAUAGAUAAAUUUAUCUUUUGUCUAAAUAUAAUGAAGGCUCAAUCGCACUGAUAGUCCGGUAAUCAACUAAUCCUAUAUUUGACCUUCCUUGUAUUAUAAUUAAUUGUGUUUAUCAGAGAGAGAUAGGUAGAACGAUACAAUUAAGCUGGAUUAAUCCGCUAAUCGACACUGAUAUACCGUGACUUUGAUCAUGCAACGAAAUACGUAAUAUUGUACAGAAAAGAUUCCCGUAAGCGUUAUUUCGUAAGAUAUUUUAGAAUCGUAAUAAAAAAUAGUAAAGGAGGAGAAUAUAGAUGAUGUUACGGUGGAGAAAGACAGCGCACGUAAUUGGACCACAUAAACGCCAGUUGAUGAGAGACGAUCAGUCGAAUGGCAUAAGGAAACUUAAAAGAGGACAGUCCGAAAAAAAAGAAAUCAAUAUCAAAAUUUGCAAAAGGACAUCCGGUAAGAUAUAUGUAUAAGCCAAUAGGCACUGAUCGCUAUAUCGAUUAUGAUAUUUAUAGGAGCAGCGGUCUUGUGUUGUUUACUUCUUCUCUCAUGUUUGGCUGUUGUACGCUCGCUAAUCGUUAGUACUAUAAGUAACGUUUAAGACUUGUACGUAGAUCGCAUGUGAAACAACGUACGCAACGUAGACGAUGAUCAUACUAUAAAAUAUUACGCUAUUGUACGUACCAUUUGUGUCGUACUGAUUUUUUUAAAGUGUUCGUUCGUUCGUUCGUUCAUUCAUUCAUCGUUGAGUCAAGGAUGCGAAAGGUGGAAUUAUAACAACCAAAUGCGAUAAGCGAGAUGGAAGUUUUGAUCUAUACGAAUCUUCGCGAAUAGAUAUUCUCAUAUUUUCCGAGAGUUACGAAUGGGACAUUGUUACUGUAAAGAUAUGUAAGUUUAUUUAUCGCUAAUAAAAAUGAACGUUGAUGAAAAAAAAUGAAGAAAAAAGAA